GUCGCGUUAGACGGAUGUAUCUUUAGUUGCGAAUUUUCACGUAAUCGCGAAAAACUUUUGUCGUGUAUACGUUGUUUAGUGCUUUCUUUAAAAAAACUUAAAAUAGUAGCCCAGUUUAAAGUUUUAUUUAGGUCACCAAUGCGGUUUGAAGCGUGACCUUCAGCGACAACAUGAGCCAAUGGUUGCUCAUCCUUACCAUUAUUUUCAUCAAUGUCAAAGAUAUAUCAGGUAGCUGGGAAGAAUGGUGGACCUAUGAUGGCAUAUCAGGUCCUGGUUUCUGGGGUCUAAUCAAUCCCCAAUGGAGUAUGUGCAACAAGGGAAGACGACAGAGCCCAAUCAAUAUAGAACCAGACAAGUUGUUGUUUGAUCCAUGGCUCCGAGAUGUGCAGUUUGACAAACACAAGGUCAGCGGCGUGCUUCAAAACACGGGACAAUCUCUGGUAUUUCGCGUAGAGAAGGACUCAAAACACCAAGUGAACAUCAGUGGAGGUCCGCUGUCAUAUCGAUACCAGUUUGAGGAGAUCUACUUCCACUAUGGCUUGGAAGACAAUAGAGGGUCCGAACAUCAGAUAGACCAUCAUACAUUUCCGGGAGAGAUUCAACUGUAUGGUUUCAACAAGGAACUAUACCAUAACAUGUCCGAAGCACAACAUAAAUCACAAGGAGUCGUUGGAAUUUCUCUAAUGGUUCAGAUUGGAGAACCGACUAACAAGGAACUAAGAAUAAUAACAAGCGCCUUCAAUAAAGUAAUGUUCAGAGGUAGUUCAUACCCAAUCAGAAACCUGCCACUUAGCACUCUAUUGCCCAACACUCAGCAGUACCUCACAUAUGAGGGGUCAACCACUCACCCCGGAUGCUGGGAAACGGCUGUGUGGAUUAUAUUUAAUAAACCUAUUUAUAUAUCUAAACAGGAGAUGUACGCAAUCCGCCGUCUGAUGCAAGGAUCGCAGCUGACACCCAAAGCGCCGCUCGGCAACAAUGCUCGCCCAGUUCAGCCAUUACACCAUCGUACUGUCAGAACUAAUAUUAACUUCAACAAACAGGGACUGCCGGCAUCUAGUAACUGUCCGGAUAUGUACCGCAAUAUGCAUUAUACAGCACGUUAUUCCCGCAAGGCACGAACGAAAAAGAGUGUUGCAUGCAAAAGAAAGAUGUUUUCAAAGAAAACAUGUCACAAAAAAUAGCUACUCAAUGGCCUCGCGAGCACAGCAUGCGAUACCGCAGCACAGAAGAUUUAGCAAUGCUGUCAAUGAUUAAUUAGAAUGUUAACAUAAUUAUUAAAUGUAAAAUCAACCAUAGUGACUCAAACAAUAAAUUAUUUUAAUUUUGCAUUUAACCUACCUUGUAUUAUUCAAACCAUACGUAGCGAAUUAUAAAAUUAUAAAUUAUUAAGCACAAAUUAUUUAAUUCAUAUAAAUUAAAUCAGUCUUAUUACAAUGAACUUUAUGUAUAUAGGUCUAUCGUGAGUUUUGAGUAGAAAGUAUUUGUGUAUCUGCGUCAAAUGCAUGGAAGAACACACUUUUAUAACGUACCGCAGUUUUCAGUGAUUUUCAGUUGUGGUCACCGGGAGAUAUCUUCGUUUGGCGCAUUACUCACUGUAUAUAUUCUUCAUACAAAGUUUUGAGCCAUAUUUAACGAUAGUGUUUUGUUAAAUUUACGGUAGACCCUGGCGAAAGAGAAUUACUGUUGCCAUGGUAACCGUUGAAAUAUGGAAAUAGCAACAAGCACGUUAAUAAUUAAUAAUGCUUUAAUCGAAGUGCACUGAUUUAGUUUCUAUGAAUGUCUAUUAGGUCUAAUGUAUAUUGAUGUAAAUAAUUAUGGAAAUGACGUCAUAAUUCGUCCAUAUUACAUACAAUUAAAGCUUUAAAAAUUCUUAAAACCGUGGCCAAUUUUGUUGUCGUUAUAUUUAAUAGUCCAUAGAGACCGCAAUGCUACCAGAUAGCAUGUAGGUACUUAAUACCUUUUGGAAAUUAGAAGUCUGUUAUCUGUCAAUUUUAAUAUUUAGUAAUAUUGAGCUGUUUAGCAAUGCUUCAUAUGAUAAAAUAACUUCCUAACUUCUGAAUGGUCUGAACUUGCCAACCACAUAAUAUGUUGUACAUACUCGUACUAUGUAAAAGAUAUUGUAAUGAUCAAUUUUCAAAUUUAAUAAAGGGUCAAACUGUGUAUCCGUCUUUUAUAUUAAACUGGCUAAAACUUGAGCAAAAUUUCUCUGGACCAAAAAUGAUCUAAUAUCUAAAACUUAUUGUAUUUUAAUACAUUUAAGCAAUUUAUUUGGCGAUCUCUGCUUGGACUAUUAAGGUUUUCCCUAUUUUAUGAGAAAUGUAAAAUAUAUGUACACAAAGAAGCUUAUGAUUAGUAAUAAAUUAUAACCUUUAAUAAAUAAAAUUCGAUGUAAAAAUAGUUCCAAGCGUAUAAUUAUGUACAGUUCAUCUUAUAGUCUUGCUUAAAUAAGAAUAAUAUUCACAUUCUAGAAAUAGUAGGUCAUAGAUGCUGUUUCCGUGUAAAAUAAAAUAUUUACGACAAA
Messenger RNA from Pieris napi, 2524 nucleotides. It is a transcript of the gene CARPA, whose product is annotated as carbonic anhydrase-related protein 10. NCBI's taxonomy places the organism in Eukaryota, Metazoa, Arthropoda, Insecta, Lepidoptera, Pieridae. Gene Ontology annotation, molecular function: carbonate dehydratase activity; zinc ion binding. The transcript is spliced from 12 exons. The coding region runs from base 171 to 1184 and encodes 337 amino acids. The record is from RefSeq and is a predicted model, not a curated record.